Cooperia oncophora is the source of this 234-nucleotide messenger RNA. NCBI's taxonomy places the organism in Eukaryota, Metazoa, Nematoda, Chromadorea, Rhabditida, Trichostrongylidae. The record is from the annotation of a GenBank genome assembly.
AUGCUGCACUGGGUUCACGAGAAGUAUGCGACCACGUCCUUUCAUGUGCAGCACAUGAACGAAACGGAACUGCCAGCUGUGAAAUCAGCAAUCUAUCAAGGUCUUGUGGCCCUUUAUCCUAAACAGGCAUUCACUGUGGUCUGUGUGGAUGGAGCAGUGAGCUAUCAAGCCGACUCCAACAGGUAUUGCGUCGAAGGUAACAUGGACCACAAUUGUUACGUAUUUAUGUUGUAA